This is a messenger RNA of Akanthomyces muscarius, 1539 nucleotides long. RefSeq lists its product as uncharacterized. The transcript has 2 exons. Gene Ontology annotation, molecular function: heme binding; oxidoreductase activity, acting on paired donors, with incorporation or reduction of molecular oxygen, reduced flavin or flavoprotein as one donor, and incorporation of one atom of oxygen; iron ion binding. The coding region runs from base 1 to 1539 and encodes 512 amino acids. NCBI's taxonomy places the organism in Eukaryota, Fungi, Ascomycota, Sordariomycetes, Hypocreales, Cordycipitaceae. The record is from RefSeq and is a predicted model, not a curated record.
AUGACCAUGCAAUUCUUUUUACCUACUGGGUACUCUGCGCCGGCCCUCUUGGUCGUCAUCGCUGGAGCGUUUCUCUGCAUUUACAUCAGACGUGUCGUUGCCCGCGCCCGCUUCGCGCAGUUGCACGGCUGCCGGCCAGUCGCGAAGUCACUCAGCAAAGAUCCGUUCUUGGGACUCGACGCGCUCCCGGGUACGAUUCGCUCUCUUGUGCAGCAUAAAAUGCUCGAGCAGAAUUGCGAGCUCUUCAAUACUUAUGGAAAUACCUUUACAUUGAAAGAGUUACAUAGAAAGAUCAUUUUGACGAUAGAGCCCGAGAACAUCAAGACGGUCUUGUCCCUGCGCUUCAGCGAUUUCGGGAUCGGCCACCGCUUGGCCGCCUUCAAGCCACUGCUAGGGGAGGGUAUAUUCGAUACAGACGGUGAUCAUUGGGCGUCAUCGCGCGCCCUGGUCCGUCCCAGCUUCACUCGCGACCAGCUCGCCGAUCUGUCGUCGCUCGAGUGUCUCUUUCAGGAUCUCGUGGCGGUGCUCCCGCGCGACGGACAGACAGUCGUGGACCUGCAGCCCCUGUUUUUCUGCUACACACUUGAUUCGGCGACCGAAUUUCUGUUUGGGCAGUCAGCUGGCACGCUCAAGACGCCACCAGGGCAGAAUAUCUUCGCGCAGGCCUUUCAAGACGCGCAGCGAGCAAUUAUUGCGCGCACCACGCUCGGAUGGCUCAGCGUUUUGUACCGCGACCGCAAGGCAAGCGAGGGCACGCGCAUCUGCAGAGAUUUUGCGGCGCGGCUCGUAGACGAGGCAUUUGAGACAGUCAGGAACGGGGAGAAAGAGCAACCCCAGCACAAACAAGGGGAGCUGCGGCGGCAGAAGUACAUUUUGGCGCAUGAGCUAGCCUCACGAACGAGUGACAGGAAACGAGUGUUGGAUGAGCUGAUGAAUGUCCUUUUAGCAGGCCGCGAUACUACCGCCAGCCUACUCAGCAACCUGUUUUUUGUGCUCGCUCAGAAUCCGACAAUUUGGGAGAAGCUACGGCGAGAGGUUUCCGAUUUGGGGCAGCGGCCGCCAACAUAUGAAGAGCUUCGCGGUCUCGAGUAUGUUCAAUGCUGUUUGAACGAAUCACUCCGAUUACACCCUGUGGUGCCACGCAAUCAGCGACAGGCACUUUGCGACACGGUGUUGCCAUUGGGGGGAGGCAAAGACGGCUCGUCGCCCGUCUUUGUUCGCAAGGGUACCUUCGUGGCCUACAACAUAUACGCGAUGCAUAGAAGGACAGAUAUCUACGGUCCAGAUGCGGCCGUGUUUCGGCCGGAGCGAUGGAGAGAAGCAGACUUGCGGCCGCGAUGGGGGUAUCUGCCGUUCAACGGCGGUCCCCGCGUAUGCCUGGGACAGAGAUACGCUCUCACAGAGGCGGGUUACGUGCUGGUGCGCAUGGUGCAGCAUUUCCAAAAGCUGGAAAGCCGUGAAUUAGGGCCGUGGGAGGAGUCUCUGGCUUUGACGCUGUGCUCGCGUAACGGCACCAAGGUGUCUCUGGUGCCUGUUUAG